Molecule: messenger RNA, 1115 nt
Organism: Cuscuta campestris
Lineage: Eukaryota; Viridiplantae; Streptophyta; Magnoliopsida; Solanales; Convolvulaceae
Source: the annotation of a GenBank genome assembly
CUAACUCCCCUUGAACAAUAAGUUCAGGUUUUCCGCCGCAAAUAUACCGCACCCACAAUCCCUCCCAGCACUGUCCUUGAAGUUCAUAGCCAUGGUAUGUUCUUGAAGCUUCAUUUUUUUUCUUCAUUUGUUUUUGUUGUGGGGAUUCGCCAUCACGAAAGAUAAUGGGGUGAACUUCAUCCGCCACCAGAAUGCAAAUUCGAUGUGUUUAUCCGCGCUUUGUGACUCUUAGAUACACUUAUCAUUUAUUGUUGCUCUAAGAUUUCCAAUGAAGGAGUAUAAUGCAUGAAUUGGAGUUUUUUACUUGCUAGAAGCAGAUCGGAAUGCUCUGUGUCAGAUCGGAAUUAAACGUCAUGAACUUUUGUUUCAUUGUGGGACUCAGUUUGGGAGGAUUAGAUGAAUUGCAUGUGAUUGACGAUGGGUUUAGUGAUAUUGAAGACACGAUCAAGGGUGACAAGGUAGAUGAGUUUGUGCAACGGGUUGAUUUUCAAUUAUCAGAGGCAAAUCCCUGUGCAAUAGACGGUGAGCUUGACCUAGCCCAAGUUAUCAAGUGUAUUAUUUCCCAUGACGCAGUGAGAUGCGCCACCGCAUUGUUCCAAGGGAAGACCAAACUAGUAAAGGAUGCUAAUGUAGUAACUAAGAAUGGAUAUUACCCGUUGCAUUAUGCGGCUAAAAGUUUAUCACCUAGCAUAAUAGAGCACUUUUUGGAGCUUGGAGCAAGACCUGAUGUGUUAUGUCUUGAUUAUGGGGGUAAGGAUGUUGGACUCACCCCACUAGUAAUGGCUCUCAAAACGGCAAUCUGCAACAAUAAAGCCGUCCUGGAUUGGUCUCCAUCUGAGUGCAUCUUUAAGUUGAUCUUUUUACUCUGUCUCCCAGAACUGGUACACGCUUUAUCUAUCCUUUUGAUUUAAUUCAGUCAUAUAGCUGUCAUUUCUGCUUUCAUUACCUAUUCUUUGAUUGGAGCAUUUUUUGUUUACACUCUUUUGAAAUUUCUCUCUGAUUUUACUUGAACAAGACAUUGCAACUUUUGGACACAAUAGACACUGAAGAAAAAUGACUCUUUCAAUAAGUUAGGGGUUAGAUAUGCCACCCGUGAAUAAACAGGGGCCAUUGUG